AUGAACCUGAGCCUCCCUGACCAGAACAUGCACAACCCCAGUGACGGCGGUCUGGAGGAUAACAAGGCUGAGUUCAUGAUCCCCUGCUUCCGCAGAAACAUGUACGAUGAGCCUCUAAUCUCAUACACCAAUGGAUCCAUCAUCUCUCACCUCCUGCGCAAAAACAUCCACAACAAGAAGGCUCUGGACGAAAGCCACUUCUACCUACCCACAUCGGCUGUCUCCAGCUCCACUAUGGCUGACUCCAGUCAGGAGGACCAGAGCAGUGUCUCGUCCAAGGACAGCGCGGCAGAGUCUGCAUCCCCAGGCAGGAACCUCUCGAACAGGGUCAGCCCUAAGGAGGACAGGCACCUGAGUGAUCACCUCCAGGCCAAGCGUGCCCGUGUGGAGAACAUCAUCCGAGGCAUGGCAGGGUCUCCCAACAGUAGGCUCCAUGGGGACACUGAAAGGGCUGAGUCAGACACCAGGGAGGCUAGAGAGGCCUACAGGGAGAACAAACGCAAACAGAGGCUCCCCCAGCAUCAGGAGCACAGUCUCAAUGCGACAGCGCCGGCUAACAGAGGCAGCAGUAGCAGCAGCAGCAGUAGUAAGGAUGAAGAGUUCCACAAGCUGAAGGUGCAGCUCCAGAGCAUGCAGAGGCUCCUGAGACAGCUCCAGGAGAAGUUCUUGCAGGUUUAUAACCAGGAAGACGCUGAGCGUGAAGACAGAGAUGACACGGGCACAGCCAGCACUGCUGAAAAGGACGACACCACACCAAGAAAAGAGUCUGGGUUCAUGUUCCGUAUAAACAUGGAUGAGGAGUUAGAGAGGAAGCAUGACAGUGCUAAAGGGGGCUGUAAGGACAGAGUGAAGACAUACAAAAGUUAUCUGACACAUCAAAGGGAAGGCAAGAACCUACAGGAGACUCUGAAGCAUGAGCUCUCCAAAGUGGUGAGUGAGAGUGUAGAUAGGGUGUUCAAGAAACUCUCCUCCACGGGACUCAACCAGUCACCUCAUCAGCGCAUGUGUCACACCCCAGAGCACGUCAUUAUGGGAGCUGAGAGGAAGAGCCAGGUAGCCUGUAACCAGGAGCAAUCACACACUGAGGAGCCAGUCAAACCCCAGGCUCUGGAGUACUAUGAGAGCAGUGAGGCUCACAGUCCUGAGGAUCAGACCGAGGCUCUGUCUCUAGUGGUCCUUAAGCCGCCCCUUAGGUCAGUUACCCCGACGGUGAAGAGGCCCUACCCCUUACACCAGUCUCCAUUCCAGUUCAACUACAGCACACCUCUCCAUGACAGUCAAAUCCUGGAACACCUCCUCAAAUACGGGCCACACACUAACUUCGGAGGUCUCCCAUGCAUGCCCCCAUCCAUGGACAGAACCUCCCCAAACUCGAUGGAGCUGCCCUGGGAUGCCAUCACCAUGAGGUCCAAAGUGACAUCCAGCCACCUGGCCCACCACUCUCACCCAUCAGGCCUGGGACCAGUGACCGUGGACAGUCUGUGUCUCCCUCACGUCAAGAUGGAGUGUGGGGACCUGCAGAGCAUGGCAGAGAGAAACUCCUACAUGUCUCUCAAUAUAUCCUUUUACUGGCAUGAAAAAUCUCUUACUGUCACAGUGGCCCAGUUAACCUCUGUAAUUGCGUAGGAUUUGAUAUAAUUAAUGGCUGUAUGAAUAAAAUUGUAUUAUAUUUUUUCCCACUAAGAUGGCCUAUAGAGCAUUACAUACACACUGAAUCCUAAAUGUUUAGUAAUAUUUUGUUAUCUGAUAUAUACCUUAGUAUCCAGUACCUCAGUAUUCAAACUACCUGUGUUUUGCCUUCCCAGUUGAACAAUGACUUGUUGAGGUUCAUUGCAGGAUGAGCAGUUCCAGUAAAACAGACUUCAAGGAAACAUUUUUCUUUGAUCUCGCUAACCACAAAGAAAAUUAUAGCAUCUUCUUUAAUCUGAGCAGAGUAAUGACUUUAAGUCUAGAAAAAGACAAAUAAAAAGGAAUACAAGGCUUUGAUAAGAAUUGUCCGGAACAAAAGCCAAUUUUCAAAGGCAGAGAAAGCAUCAGUUUCUGUCCAGGAAACAGUGCUUUUUUCAGACUUGAAAAGGUACAGAAUAUAUUUCUCUAUCAUCAGUAUGAUAGGGGUGUAUCUGAAAGGUCAGAGCUGAGUGCCUGUGGAAAGCAGAAGUGCCUCCCUACCAGAACACUUGUCUUCUUGAGCAUACAUACACAGCCAUAAAAAAAUAUAUAUGUUUAUAAAGUACAUGAAUGAGUACAUUUUCUAAAUUAUGUUUUUGCAAAAUAGAGAGACAAGCAAUCUAAGAAAUAUAAUCCAGUGAGAGUAUUUUCAACCACACCACUCUGCAUUUUAUCACAAUGAACUCUAUUAUUAUGUUAACUAUAAUGAUAAUUAUUAAUAUAAUAACAUGAUCAUAAGCAGCAUAAUAUGUAUUAUGUCCAUAAUCACUGUUAUAGAAAAACAUCUAAUAUUCCUUGGCUGCUGCUGUUCAUAAUUUUUCGAAAAUCGGAUACGUUAUAGAGACAUUACAGGUAAACUGUAGUAAGGCAGCUCCUGUGUGAUAUUUAUUACAGCUACUGAAGAACUCAAAGCUAUGUGAAGAUCCUUAACAUGGUCCGAAGUGGUCAUUGUCCUUGGUUGUAAGUAUCUGGAGAAGAAUAUUAUCAGCUCUCUCUCUCAUGGUAUGCUUUAUCUUUACUAUGGUUCUCUUUGAACAAUUUCUCAUCAAUCUUUCAUUCCAACUUCCUUAUUUCAAGGUAGGAUUCCCUAAUAAAUGUAUGGUGUGCUGUAACCUGCUGAUAAGGAAAUAUUAGCUAAGGCGUGGCUGUGGGCUACAGAGAGAAAGGCCUCUGAAGAUCUAGUUGCAUAGAAAAGUUGCAUUGAGAUAUGAUUUUAUUUGUUACAUGAUGUAUUUCAUUUAAUAAAACUAAAUUGUUCCUCCCAAACUACUAAUCUUUUACAGUUCAGAGGGAUGAUGUAAAACAUAAUUUAUGAAAAUACUAUGCAGUGAAAUUAUUAUUUUUUUUAUGUUAAACAAGCAAUUACUUUGAUUAGUUUAAUACAAUUAAAUAGCUGUAAAAUGUCUUCAAAGAUCAAGUAACUAGCUACUAUUCAAAGCAUUUUUUCAAACAAUCACCAUCACCACUGCUAAGCAUUAGGUGUGUAAGAGCCGCAGUCACUAAUUAAAAUCCCUAAUCUAAUUCAUAAUGUUGUAGGGUCAUUAUUGACUUCCUGGUUACUGCAGAGCUGUUAUUUAGUGUCAUCCAUUUUAACUGGAGACAGAAGCAACCUAGUAUUCUAGUCCAUUAACACUUUGUAAAUUGUAUUUGAACUGUAUUGUGAUUGUGAUCGACUGACAAUACUUGCGGCCUUAACACAUUGACACAUCCAGGAAGGUCUAACCCCCAACCAUCUGAAGAAAGCUAAGCUGAUGUUCUUCUACACCCGUUACCCCAGCUCCAAUGUGCUGAAAACCUACUUUCCAGAUGUCAAGGUAAGCAAUCACAAUAUUAUUUGUUCUAUGUUCACCAUAUUUGCCUACAGAAUACUUGUGGAUGUAUUUUUGGGACAGAAUGAGAAGUGGGAUGGAGGAAGGAAACAAAAGAAUACAUGGUUUAGAAAAACAAAGCUGUUAAGCCAGUAGCAUGUCCUGGGGCAUAGGCCAGGGAGAUAGAGAGGCAUUAUUUAUUUAAAAAGCCACUCCAGUCAGCAAAUGGAGUGACAAAAGCCUCUGUAAUAAAGCUACUGUCAUUUGGCGUCAACACAGGGCAGGUUUUAAACAUGCAGGCAGGCAGGCAGGCAGGCAGGCUGUGAGGCGAGCACUGGGCCUAACCACAGCAUCCUGUAUGUCUGUGUGCCCUGUGUGUCUCCUCUCCUGUCUCCUCUCCUUGCACCAUGGCCGGGACAUGUCCUGCUGGAGCCUGUCUGUGUCUGGCCCUGGCCUCCACACUACUCUAUCUGACCCCUAAGGUCAUGGGGGAGGCCUGCAGCCAGCAGCCUACUGCGUCUCCUCCUUGCCCACGACCCUGUGGUGGGAAGUGGCACUGAACAAAAGACAGUUCUAAUCCUGGUGUCUGAUUCCAUCCUAUCAGGCAGAGUCAUUGAGAGGGAAGCUUCCUUCUGUCCUUACACUGCGCUGCGGCUUUCUCACCAUCCGAUAACACCAGAGAAAAGAAACGUCUUUGAUGCCUGCCCAGCCCUUGGGUGUUUUUUUUUCUUUCUUUCUGGAUGAAGAGAUAGAAUAAGAAGGCUAAUGUCAAGACUGAGUUUAGAAAUACACGGCUUUGACAGAUGUUUUUUUUAUUCAGUAAGUUGGUGGGAAAAGUUCAGAGCAAUUAACGUUGAAUAAAAUGACAGACUAACGCGAAACAUAUCCAUAUACAAUGCAUACAUAAAUGUAUUAUCUUGUGGAAGAAGAAAAAGAAAAAAAGAAGAUAUAUAUUUCAAAUCAAAUCAAAUCAAAUUUUAUUUGCCACAUGGGCUGAAUACAACAGGUGUAGACAUUACAGUGAAAUGCUUACUUACAAGCCCUUAACCAACAAUGCAGUUAUUUUAAGAAAAAGUAAAAUAAAAAAGUAGCAGCAGUAAAAUAAAAUAACAGUAGGGAGGCUAUAUACAGGGGGGUACCGGUACAGAGUCAAUGUGCGGGGGCACCGGCUAGUCAAGGUAAUUAAGGUAAUAUGUACAUGUGGGUAGAGUUAAAGUGACUAUGCAUAGAUAAUAAACAGAGUAGCAGCAGCGUAAAAGAGGGGGAUGGAGUGGGGUGGGGGGGCAGUGCAAAUAGUCCAGGUAGCCAUGAUUAGCUGUUCAGGAGUCUUAUGGCUUGGGGGUAGAAGCUGUUGAGAAGCCUUUUGGACCUAGACUUGGCGCUCCGGUACCGCUUGCCGUGCGGUAGCAGAAAUAACUAUCUAUGACUAGGGUGGCUGGAGUCUUUGACAAUUUUUAGGGGCUUCCUCUGACACCACCUGGUAUAGAGGUCCUGGAUGUCAGGAAGCUUGUCCCCAGUGAUGUACUGGGCCGUACGCAUUACCCACUGUAGUGCCUUGCGGUCGGAGGCCGAGCAGUUGCCAUACCAGGCGGUGAUGCAACCAGUCAGGAUGCUCUCGAUGGUGCAGCUGUAGAACUUUUUGAGGAUCUGAGGACCCAUGCCAAAUCUUUCAGUCUCCUGAGGGGGAAUAGGCUUUGUCGUGCCGUCUUCACGACUGUCUUGGUGUGUUUGGACCAUGAUAGUUUGUUGGUGAUGUGGACACCAAGGAACUUGAAGCUCUCAACCUGUUCCACUACAGCCCGAUGAGAAUGAGGAUGAGGGUGUGCUCAGUCCUCUUUUUUUUUCCUGUAGUCCACAAUCAUCUCCUUUGUCUUGAUCACGUUGAGGGAGAGGUUGUUAUCCUGGCCCCACACGGCCAGGUCUCUGACCUCCUCCCUAUAGGCUGUCUCAUCGUUGUUGGUGAUUAGGCCAACUUGAUAUCAAGAUGUUCUGAAAAAAAACCUAUGGGUAAAAACUGUGUCAUAGUUAUUUUUCAUUAUUGACAUUCAAAUCUAAACUGUGUCAUCGGCAAACUUAAUGAUGGUGUUGGAGUCGUGCCUCCAACACCAUCAUUAAGUUUGCCGACGACACAGUUUAGAUUUGAAAGUCAAUAAUGAAAAAUAACUAUGACACAGUUUUUACCCAUAGGUUUUUUUUCCGAACAUCUUGAUAUCAAGUUGAUCAUGAUUUGGUUGAUAAAGACAAAAUCAGGCCAUCUUCUCAAACUUGUUGUCGAUCUUGUGUCUCCAGUUCAAUCGCUGCAUCACCUCUCAGCUCAUCAAGUGGUUCAGUAACUUCCGGGAGUUCUACUACAUCCAGAUGGAGAAGUUUGCCCGCCAGGCCAUAGUGGACGGGGUCACCGAUGUGAAAGACAUGUCCAUCAGCAGAGACUCUGAGCUGUUCAGAGCCCUCAACAUGCACUACAACAAAGCCAAUGACUUCCAGGUAAGUCAAAAUACUUGUAUCUUACCAUAUGGUCAGCUCCUCCCCUGGUAUCCAAUGUAACUAUAUACUUUAUAUAAGCUUGUCAAUGUUUUUCCAUGACUUUUAAAUGAUUAGAUAUUACAUUAACAUUCUCCCUUUCCAAAGUAAAUUGAGCGAAUUAUGUUUAUGUAUGGGAACCGUGUGUUCAUUCUGCUUUCAUCAGCACUCCUCAGUUUAUGCAGCCAAUUCUGUGUUUUUUGUCCUGAGAGAUACAAUUGGAAACUACAAUUUGUAUUAAAGUGAGCUAAACAAUAAAGUUGUUUUGGCAUGAAUGUGAUAUAGUGUGUGUGUGAUGUAAUAUAAAUGUAAUAUACCUUCUUUAGCAUAUCAGAGAACUUCUCACAGAAACCUGGGUGUUAAAUGUUCCUGGUCUGGUCAGCUAUUUCCUACCUCUAUGGUUCUGGUCUGGUCAGCUGGUCAGCUACCUCCUACCUCUGUGAUUUUGGUCUGGUCAGCUAACUCCUACCUCUGUGGUUGUGGUCACAUAUGACCGUGUCCUUGCCCUGACCCAUGUGUCACUCUGCACCUGUGGCUUCACAGCCUUUGCUGCCAUUAUCUAAACUCUAGAGUGAUGCGUUAUCAAACUGUGGGAAGAGGAAGCCGCAGAAUCCCACUAAAAUAACUCGGGAUUAGAGGACCAGUACGCCUGAGCGAGGCUCAGAUUGCUACUGAUGCGGAAUGCUGAGAAAGACGCUGUAAAUUCCGAGGGAGAAGGCUAUUUGGUGGGAAAGAGCCGAGACAAAUUUCUUUACCUUGGGACCAAGACAUUCCUUUCCCAGGGAUGCUUUGUGUUGGGAGAUGAGGGCAAAGAAAAAUAAGUUAUGCCAACAACUGGACUGUUAGCUGGUCUAUGGGAAAUAAUGGCACCGGAUAGAUCCUUGUCCCAGCAUCCAAGCCUCGAUCUGAUGAUCUUUGUUGGGAGCGGAGUGAAAUUCCUGGGAAAGCUUGGUGCUUUCUCUCUUUCCAAACAGUUAAGUUCAAGGCAACAAGGCUUCAAAUUCAAAGCAGAAUCCCACCACAGAAGGCUAAUGAUUCGGACAUUGUAUUUGUUUUAUGAGCACAGAGAACAAGAAGCUGUCUGUUUUUGAAAAACAUGCACCAGUAAUGUAAAUUAAUGAGAGAACACACUUACCAUCCACUGUAGUGGUUUGCACUCACAACAUCAAAGCUCUUAGAUCUUUGUUGCUACCAGUGCAGGUGAUUAUGAUGAUACUUGACUUUAAGCACAACAUUGUGUUUGAUCCCUCUACCAACAGGUUCCUGAGAGAUUCCUUGAGGUUUCUGAAAUUACUCUUCAAGAGUUUUUCAGCGCCAUUUCAACUGCUAAAGAUUCUGACCCCUCUUGGAAGAAGGCAAUCUACAAGGUAAUCUGUAAGCUGGACAGUGAUGUCCCAGAUGAGUUCAAAUCAUCCACUUGCCUAUAG
Molecule: messenger RNA, 7423 nt
Organism: Coregonus sp. 'balchen'
Lineage: Eukaryota; Metazoa; Chordata; Actinopteri; Salmoniformes; Salmonidae
Source: the annotation of a GenBank genome assembly